AUCCAGAGAAGGACUUUAUUCCGUUAUUUCUGGUAAGCUGGGCUCUCCCCACGAGAGAGAAACCGCCGUACUGCUUCCUUCCCUCCUAAUUAAUCUGAAAUUACUUUCCCCGUCCGACGACUUUGAUUGACCCGGUCAUCCAUUUACCACCGCGUCCCUCUCUUUCUCUCUCUAUCUUUAGCAGCUUAGCUAAUUUGCCCCCUUACCUUCCUAAGUUGGCCUUGCCUUCCUUCCUCACUGAACAUCUCGAUUCGAUUCUAAAAUCUCUCCGUUAGGUUUCCAUUUUCUGAUUUCUAUUUAUAGUUUCAUAUUUCUGUAUCGAAUCUCGAUCCCAAAAACCACCGCACCGGCAUACCCGAUUUAUUUAUUCUUUUUUUCCCCCAAUCUUGGCCCUAAUUUUCAUUCUUCUCCUCUUCUAUAAUUACCUAAUCACAUCUAAUUGUUGGCUAACAAUUGCUUAACCAAGGGGAUGCAGAGCCAGAUAGUGUGCAGUGGGUGUAGAAGCGUGUUGCUGUACCCGAGAGGUGCCACCAAUGUCUGCUGCGCUUUCUGCAAUGCCCUGACUCCCGUUCCCCCACCUCAACUCCCGCCUCCCGGAAUGGAUAUGGCUCAACUUAUAUGUGGAGGUUGCCGUACAUUGUUGAUGUACACACGUGGUGCCACGAGUGUGAGAUGCUCCUGUUGCCAUACUGUGAAUCUUGCACCUGUGUCUAAUGUUGCUCAUGUCAACUGUGGAAACUGCCGCACUACACUUAUGUAUCCAUAUGGUGCGCCGUCAGUUAAAUGUGCUGUUUGCCACUAUAUUACUAACGUGAAUAUGAGUAAUACUAGGGUUCCAAUUCCAAUGCACCAACCUAGUGGAACAGUAACACCACCAUUGAUGCCUUCUACUUCAUCUCAGGGAUUGGCGCAUUCUCAAAGUCAAACUGUAGUUGUUGAAAAUCCUAUGUCUGUUGACAAAAGCGGGAAACUGGUAAGCAAUGUUGUUGUUGGUGUCACCACUGAAAAAAAAUGACCAACAAAGGUGAUGGUCCAUCCCUCGCGGUAUCUUAAGGCUUAAGCAAAGGGAAGUUAUUUUCCUCAAGCUACAGUAAAUGGUAUAUAUAGAGUUGUGCAUAGGUGGAGGAAAUGGUCCAAUUGGCUUGGCAUAAUUGUGACACUAUGACUAUAAUUUUUUUAUGUGAGCGUGAUGUACAUUAAACAAUCCAAGUGUUGCUACUUUGAUGCCUGGUGUGGUUACAUUAUGGAUAUGACUUUUUGCAACUUGAAUAUACAUAUGUGGUAAAUAUGGGACUUGAUAUACAAUUUUGUA
Messenger RNA from Coffea eugenioides, 1312 nucleotides. Its product is annotated as protein LSD1-like. The record is from RefSeq and is a predicted model, not a curated record. Bases 470 to 1015 code for a protein of 181 amino acids. The transcript is spliced from 7 exons. NCBI's taxonomy places the organism in Eukaryota, Viridiplantae, Streptophyta, Magnoliopsida, Gentianales, Rubiaceae.